Chanos chanos (milkfish) is the source of this 1671-nucleotide messenger RNA. RefSeq names its product T-box transcription factor 18 (gene tbx18). The transcript is spliced from 8 exons. Gene Ontology annotation, cellular component: nucleus; chromatin. Gene Ontology annotation, biological process: morphogenesis of embryonic epithelium; regulation of transcription by RNA polymerase II; somitogenesis. The record is from RefSeq and is a predicted model, not a curated record. Lineage: Eukaryota; Metazoa; Chordata; Actinopteri; Gonorynchiformes; Chanidae. Bases 1 to 1671 code for a protein of 556 amino acids. Gene Ontology annotation, molecular function: RNA polymerase II cis-regulatory region sequence-specific DNA binding; DNA-binding transcription factor activity, RNA polymerase II-specific.
AUGGCUGAGAAGCGGCGGUCCCCGUGUACCAUGAGCCUGAAAGCGCACGCAUUUUCAGUGGAGGCGCUGAUAGGCGCGGAGAAAAAGCAAAAACUCGAGAAGGACAGCGAGAACUAUUUUGAGGAGGCGAACGAGGUCUCGAGUCUCAUUGGAAAUCCGCAGCUUCGCCCUGAGAGAACAUGCGCUAGCAACCGGAGCUGCGAGACAGACUGCACAAGCGAUGAUUCCCCUGAGAGUGAGGAUGUCUUGCUGGAGAAUCCCCGACCCCCAUCGCAGAGCGCGCCGCUCCUCGUGCCCCCGGCUGGCACGGCAUCUGGGGAGGAGGUGCGCGCGGAUCUUCAAGGAUCGGAUCUGUGGAAACGGUUCCACGAGAUUGGCACAGAAAUGAUCAUUACCAAAGCCGGCAGGCGGAUGUUUCCUGCAAUGCGUGUUAAAAUAACGGGAUUGGACCCUCAUCAGCAGUAUUACAUCGCGAUGGACAUUAUUCCUGUCGACAAUAAGCGCUACAGGUACGUGUACCACAGCUCGAAGUGGAUGGUAGCGGGCAACGCCGACUCGCCUGUCCCGCCGCGUGUGUACAUUCACCCCGAUUCUCCAGCUUCCGGCGAGACUUGGAUGCGUCAAGUCAUCAGCUUCGACAAACUCAAACUAACCAAUAAUGAACUAGACGACCAAGGCCACAUCAUUCUCCACUCUAUGCACAAGUACCAGCCACGCGUCCACGUCAUCUGCAAAGAGUGCGGAGAGGAACUAUCACCCGUGAAAGCCGUUCCUACUGGGGAAGGAGUCAAAGCCUUCUCCUUCCCUGAAACCAUCUUCACCACGGUGACGGCCUACCAGAACCAACAGAUAACAAGAUUAAAAAUCGACAGAAAUCCAUUUGCGAAAGGUUUCAGAGACUCUGGAAGAAACAGAAUGGGUCUGGAGGCUCUUGUUGAAUCAUAUGCGUUCUGGAGGCCAUCACUGAGGACACUGACGUUUGAGGACAUACCUGGAAUGACCAAGCAAGGUACGGCUGGCUCCCAUAGCCUUGUGGGCUCGUCAACACACUCUCACCUGCUCACCUCCUCUCCUUGCUCCUCUCCUGCAUUCCACUUGGGCUCGGGUGCAGGACCUGUGUGUGACUACUCUGCCUGCGGUCGCACUAGCCACACCCUUGGCCGAUAUGCCCCGCCCCUCUCUGCAGACACCUACAGCCGACUGGCCAACCCUGGGACUGAAGCCUUUUCUUCCACCAGAAAUUCUGCAUAUGUGAGCGGGACCGAUGGAGAGGCCUUUUCCUGUGCCCAGGCUGGUCUGCCAAUCCAGAUCCCUGGGAUGCCCAGUCCCAGCCCCCAACUCCAGUACAUCAUGCCUAGCCCCGCCCACAAUGCCUUUUCCUCCAAUCAGAGCACACAGGGUUCCUACAAUGGAUUCCGCCUUCACAGUCCUUAUGGUCUCUAUGGAUACAAUUUCUCCACCUCUCCUCGACUAGCAGCGAGCCCUGAAAAGAUCGCUGCAUCACAAGGCUCGCUCCUCGGCUCUUCCCCAAGUGGUACUUUGACGGACAGGCAAGUUCUCUCUCCUGUUGACAGUCUGCACAUGCUCAGUGGUGGCCAGCAGAGCUUGUUUGACUCGAGGACUUUAGGGUUGACAAGCCCCACCUCCCAGGUCACUGCCCAUAUGGCCUGA